UAACAAGAAUAAAAAAUAAAAAUAGGAUAAUAAAUUAUAAUAAUAAAUAAAUUAUCUGAGUCAAGGAAGUCUUUCUAUACCAGCUGGAGCUGAUAUGAAAGAAUAUAAAAAUAUUUUAAAUAUAAAAGCAUAAAUUACAGCAUAAAUAUUUUCAACAAUAAUAGGAUUAAGAUAAAAAUGUGAAACGUAAAGAUGAGAAAAUCGAUAUCUGGUCAGCUAAGGUUGCUUUUAGAUCAACUUCUAUGUUUAGUUUGAAUUAGUUCAUUGGAGAUCAACGUUAUCUUUGGAAAAGAAGAUAACAGCAUCCUGUCUAUCUUGCUUGGUCUAUGGAUUUUCUUUCGACUACAUUUUGACUAACUGCCUGUCAUUCUAGCAAACACAAUUUAAAUUUAGCAAGUUCAACGACGUAUGAUUUUUUUCUUUAUAAUAAAUAUUUUUAAAUUAAAGUACUUCUUGGAUUGAAUAUCGCCAAUUCUGAACAGAUAAAUUAAAGGGAUUUUUUCUGUUAAAUCGUUACUAUACCAUUGGACAUAUUAUUGUAAAACUAGAAACUUCGAAAAACAAAAAUAUUUUUAAUUAAAUUUUAACCCAUUUCGGCCCAAAUGUCCACUAUUUUUUCUUCACGUUUAACGCUCAAACUUUUUACAUAGACGUCGUAGAAGAAAAACUUGACAUAGAAUUUUCAAUAGGUUGAAAUCUCCUCUUUCGAAUACCGGUGUCAGAAUUGAUCUACAAAGCAAGUAAAAAAAGUUAUGGCCCAUUUCUCCAAACAAGAGCAAUAUUUUUCGACAUUUUUUUCCGAAAAUUUCAUAUUUUGGAAUUCUAAAAUAUGGAAUUCUUCUUUGAUAAUUAAAUUCAUCGAUAUGGUGGAUGUGGUCGAUAGCUGAACCGCUGAAGAACAAAAUUUGUAUCUUUAUGAGUAUUGUGAAGGAUGAUAAGAAAAACAUGACGAUCGAUUCUUAAUUGGCUAACGUCAUGCGACAAUUUUGAUAUUAUCUUAAAAAUUUACAUAAUUUUUUGGCCCAAUAUUUUCAAAAUUACAAAGUAGAUGUUUGUUCUGUAACAUUAAUAAUUAUGUAUAAUAAUAUAAGACAUGCCAGAUAUGUUCAUAGUCCAGAAAGAAUACAAGUAUAUGAAGCACGUUCUUAUCGAGCUCGUUUAAGAGCUGCUCAACGUAGAGGAGAAGAACGUCGAAGAAUGUUAGAUGUAUCACCUCCAAGAGAAGAAUUCUUUGUCGAAUAUGUUCCGAGUCCAGAAAGAAGAAGAAGACAAGUCGAAGAAGAAGGCUAUCAACCACGUUCUUAUCAAGCUCGUUUAAGAGCUGCUCAACGUAGAGCAGAAGAACGUAGAAGAAUUCGUAGAAUGCCAGAUUUUGAUAUCGAGGAAGAAGACAUAGGAAGACGUGAUUUACCUUCAAGAGAAUUUGUACAUUCUUCUCCAGAACCACUUCCAAGAGAAUUUGUACAACCUUCUCCAGUAUCACCCGCAAGAGAAGCACUCUUUGCCGAAUAUGUUCCUAGUCCAGAAAGAAGAAGAAGACAAGUCGAAGAAGAAGGCUAUCAACCACGUUCUUAUCAAGCUCGUUUAAGAGCUGCUCAACGUAGAGCAGAAGAACGUAGAAGAAUUCAUGGAAUGCCAGAUCUUGAUAUCGAGGAAGAAGACAUAGAAAGACGCGAUUUAUCUCCAAGAGAAUUUGUACAACCUUCUCCAGAACCACCUCCAAGAGAAUUUGUACAACCCUCUCCAGUAUCACCCGCAAGAGAAGCACUCUUUGCCGAAUAUGUUCCGAGUCCAGAAAGAAGAAGAAGACAAAUCGAAGAAGAAGGCUAUCAACCACGUUCUUAUCAAGCUCGUUUAAGAGCUGCUCAACGUAGAGCAGAAGAACAUAGAAGAAUUCAUGGAAUGCCAGAUCUUUUUAACCAUAUCGACCAUACCGGCGAAGAAGAUAUCGAGGAGGAAGAAGAGAUAGGAAGAGUAAGAGAAGAAUCCUUCGAACGACGAAGAAACUACCGAUGUCCUGAACCGAAUGGUACUCCUUGAACAUCGAGACGUGCAAAAUCAAGAUAUAGUGAAAUAGAGAUGACAUACCCAGAAAUGAUUUAGCGUGCCUCCUUUGAGAAAAAUAUUUGAAAAUAACUAAUUUAAAGAAUCUUUUUCUUCUCUCUUAUAAUAUAUAGAUAUAUAUGUAAAUUUAAUUUGCUUGAUGAAACACAAAUGCAAAUAUUGAAAUGUAAAUUAAAGUCUAGUAGAGAAUAUAUUAUCACUUCUGAUCACAUUUCUUAAAUGUACGUUGUUAUCGC
This is a messenger RNA of Monomorium pharaonis (pharaoh ant), 2300 nucleotides long. Its product is annotated as vicilin-like seed storage protein At2g18540. The record is from RefSeq and is a predicted model, not a curated record. Lineage: Eukaryota; Metazoa; Arthropoda; Insecta; Hymenoptera; Formicidae. The coding region runs from base 1075 to 2040 and encodes 321 amino acids. The transcript is spliced from 8 exons.